CCACGGCACUCUGAUUGGUGGCCACCCAGGCUCCGGUCGGGGGCUCCGCGCUCCAGUCCUUCAGCUCGGCACCGGCCGGCCGCGGCGCAGGGCAGGGCUAGCAACGCAACCCGACCUUCGGACUCGGCUGUAACUGUGCGCUCCAGGCCGGGGGCUGGGGCAGCUCCCGUCGCUCCCGGUUCCGCCGUACCCCUCUCCACGACCUGGGUCGGGCAUGUUUUCCAGGGCCCAAGUGAAGCGGGUCCUGCAGCGGGUGCCCGGGAAGCAGCGAUUCGGCGUCUACAGGUUCCUGCCCUUUUUUUUUGUCCUGGGAGGAACGAUGGAGUGGAUCAUGAUUAAACUGCGUGUGGGCCAGGAGACCUUCUAUGAUGUCUACCGUAGAAAAGCCUCAGAACGACAGUAUCAGAGAAGGCUGGAAAAUGCAUCAGAGACUGAACUUCAGCCAUCAAUAAAGUGAAUACGAAAUUCACUACUGAUUUCAACUCCUUUGAAAAUGUACUUCUCAGAUCUCUUGUUCUUAUUCAGAACUGCCUUUACAAAGAAUUUUAAUAGUUUUCCUGUCUGCUUCAAUACUUCCCAAGUCACUGCUGGACAGCACUUAUUGGAAAAACCAUUUCCUCCUGAAACACACCUGACCAUUGAAUCUAUUCCAUGAAAUAUUUCUUAAACAAUUCAAGGAUCAAGCAGGAUGCUUUUUAGUACAGUCUGAAUUGUUUGUGAAGUCUUUUGUUUUAGGCAACAAACUGAUAACCUUAUUUACUUUUUUGCAGCAUUCAGAUUUAAUCAUGGACGUAAAAUCUCUAUUACAAGAUUAUUUAAACCAGGAUAAUGAUGCAGAUUACAUUUCUGCCAGCUACCAAUCUGUCACCAUUGUGUGAGGGUGGUGGGAAUUCCUGACCACACGUUACUCAGGUCAGGUGCUCUUGUGAACAGAAAUAACUCCUUCCUUUGCCUGUCCCCACUAACAUACAAGGGCUGGACCUCCAUGAGGACUCCAGAGGGGACAGGCUUCACACCUGAGAUGAAGACGUGCUUUCCUCCAGCUGCUAAAGAUAAAGAUACUGCUGCUUUCCUGAGAAAGUGGACCUUCGCACUGAGAAGCAACCAUAAAACCACCAUAGACUUCAGCUAAGUCAGAGGCAGAGGCUCAGUCUACUGGGGAGUGAUUUUGUAAUUUGACCCAGAGUAAGUCUGGGUCAGCUGACAGAAAAAGCAAAGGCUUUAUCCAUUUUUUUUCCUUUUAAUCCAUGCUUGAUAACUACAACCAACAUCUACUCAAACAAGAACGUAUCUAUAUAUUAAAGAAGGCUAAGUUUCACAGUGGUUUCGAAUGAUUGCUCAUGAAUAUACAGAAGCAGAUGCUUAAGGCCACAGGGUAUUCUCAAGUGAGAGAUCUCUGCCACAAACAUACCUUCCCAAGUUUUUCUAGGGUUUUUUCUAAUUUAAGUUAGUCCAUUGAUGUUAGAACCAAUUCAGUAUAAGUAGCAAGCCACCGACUACUCAGAUCCCCUUCAAGCACUACCCGCACCAGCUCAGAUCACUGCGCAGAGAUGUCUUGAGUGUGAAGACCAGUCUGAGCCACAGCACCAGGGAGAAGGAGGAAGUUCUCCUGUGCACUUGUGUGCCUAGAGAGUUCCUACUGAACCUACCCUCAUAGGCAUUUUAGUGGUUUAACUGCAGCAUAAGGAAUUAAAUUGUGGUAGGAUUCUCCCAGUUAUAUGGCCUUAUUCCAUGUUUCCCCCACCCCAGUUUUAGUUUAGUAUUGAGACAGAGAGAGAAUAUGUAAUUUACACCUUUUACAAAGGAAAGUUGUACAUGCUAAUAAAACCAUCAGCUAACUUCUGUGUCUGCUGUGGGUUCCCUCCCUGGCCCACCUCCCCUUCUGCACCCCAGAGGGAAUCACUAGCUACAAAUUCAUGUUUAACCUUCCGUAGAGUUUUCUUUUUAAAAUAUAUAUUAAAGUGCUGAUUUACUGAAGGACAACAAAACUUUGAAGAUGAUAAAUGUCUCACUUCAAGGCAGGGAGACUGGCAAGCAAUUACUGCGUUAAAUCAAAGAUACUUUCAGAGCACAUUAGUCUGCAUGCUAGAGAGUAAAAACUAACCUUUGUUAACCGAGGUGAAAGCUUUUUAACUUCACCUCAAAACAGAUUUUAACCCUUCUAUUACAGAAUAUGACUCUGACUUAUCAGACACAGGAACUAUUAAGGGAACUUUUAAUAACCUAAAAAGCAAUGCUCUUAUAUGCUGAUUAUAGAACUACAGUGCCCCCUAGUGUAAACUACAAGGCAAAACAUUUAUUAACCCAUAUUUUAAAAACCGUAUUUCUAGAAUGACAAAAAUUGAAUUAGCAUUUUUUGCUUGAAAUCUACUUCCAUUGUGGUGUUGGGUAAAGAAUGUGGGCUUUGGAGCCUCACUUUAUCAAAUGAACUGAUAGGGAAACUUACUCAGGUACACAGUAAAUCUUCAAUAAAUGAGAGCUAAUCUUGAUCCGUC
Messenger RNA from Ailuropoda melanoleuca (giant panda), 2495 nucleotides. It is a transcript of the gene UQCC5, whose product is annotated as ubiquinol-cytochrome c reductase complex assembly factor 5. The transcript has 2 exons. The record is from RefSeq and is a predicted model, not a curated record. Lineage: Eukaryota; Metazoa; Chordata; Mammalia; Carnivora; Ursidae. The coding region runs from base 215 to 457 and encodes 80 amino acids.